AUGGCAACAGUAGAUAUUGGAAAAAUUGGGGCGAUUGGGAAGGUGUUGAAUGAUGAAAAUCGACCAUUGAAAGAGAGGUUUAGAGCUUUAUUUACGUUGAAGAACAUUGGGGGAGCAGAGGCAAUUGAGUGGAUCAAGAAAGGCUUUGAAGAUCCUUCUGCGUUGUUGAAGCACGAGCUGGCGUAUUGUUUAGGACAGAUGCAGGACCCUAAGGCCAUUCCCGUGUUAAUUGAAGUAUUGAAGGACAUUAACCAGGAGCCGAUGGUCCGUCACGAAGCUGGAGAAGCCCUCGGGGCCAUUGCUGACUCGAAAGUUAUUCCCAUCCUCGAGGAAUACAGUAAAGACCCUGUAAUUGAAGUGGCAGAGACCUGUCAACUAGCCCUGAAGAGAAUAAACUGGCUGAAGGAGGAUAAAAAGGAGACCGAGGGUCUGUCAGAGAAUCCAUACGCUUCAGUGGACCCAGCUCCUCCUUGUCCCAUUACAGACGUUGAGGAGUUGAAGAAAAUUUUACUUAACGAAGAGGCUUCUCUGUUUGAAAGAUAUAGAGCAAUGUUUUCGCUGAGGAACUUGAGGACUCCAGAGAGUGUAUUGGCCCUUGGAGAAGGCCUCCGAGCAGGAAGUGCUCUAUUCAGGCACGAAGUUGCCUUCGUCCUCGGCCAACUUCAGGAAGAAAUCUCCGUUCCCUUCCUCCAGGCGUCCUUAGAAGAUCCACAGGAGAAUGAGAUGGUCAGGCACGAAUGUGCCGAAGCUCUGGGCUCAAUAGCUCACCCUGAUUGCGAAAAAAUUCUUAAUGAGUACGUCAAGGAUCCCAAACGAGUCGUCAGAGAGAGCUGCGUCAUUGCCCUGGACAUGUGCGAGUACGAGAACAGUCCGGAGUUUCAAUAUGCCGAUACAUUGAAUAAAGUUUCUGUUAAUUAAUGUACAAGAGCUGGGAUGAAUAUUCACAUGUUUAUAAUUAAUAAAAUGUUUAUUUAAGUAAUGAGA
This is a messenger RNA of Diachasmimorpha longicaudata, 984 nucleotides long. It is a transcript of the gene nero, whose product is annotated as deoxyhypusine hydroxylase. The transcript is spliced from 3 exons. Gene Ontology annotation, biological process: peptidyl-hypusine biosynthetic process. The coding region runs from base 1 to 918 and encodes 305 amino acids. The record is from RefSeq and is a predicted model, not a curated record. Lineage: Eukaryota; Metazoa; Arthropoda; Insecta; Hymenoptera; Braconidae. Gene Ontology annotation, molecular function: deoxyhypusine monooxygenase activity.